Molecule: messenger RNA, 18368 nt
Organism: Alosa alosa (allis shad)
Lineage: Eukaryota; Metazoa; Chordata; Actinopteri; Clupeiformes; Clupeidae
Product: voltage-dependent T-type calcium channel subunit alpha-1I-like
Exons: 38
Coding region: 930-7685 (2251 amino acids)
Biological process (GO): positive regulation of calcium ion-dependent exocytosis; calcium ion import; calcium ion transmembrane transport
Cellular component (GO): neuron projection; voltage-gated calcium channel complex; plasma membrane
Molecular function (GO): voltage-gated sodium channel activity; low voltage-gated calcium channel activity
Source: RefSeq, a predicted model, not a curated record
CAGAUAGACGGCAGGCAAUAUGUAUAAUGCGGUAAUAGCGCAAAUAAUCUCUCCAGCUGCUCUCCCUCCAGUCUCCACCAAACCAACUCUCUAGCUUAGCCCCUUAAGAGAUGCCUCUCGAAAAAACUGGGAGUGUCGGGCGCCGAAUCAGUGACAAUUGUACACUUAUGACUUAAGGAGGGAGCGGUUUCUUGUGACACGGAGUGAUUCAGUCUAAAGUAACCGUCUUGUCAGGUGCAGGUAAACGAGUGGAAACGACUUCGAACACCCUCUGCGUCAGGCGCGGGCGCGGGCGCGACAGUCUGUGUGCACUCGCGUAUAGCUUUCGGAUAGAGUUUUUGAUGUGCCACUGAGGUGGUAAGAGAAGAUGUGAAUUCACCUGCUAGAGCACUGUGACCACGCCGCGGAGGACCAGGUAGGUCUUGAAGCCGCAGAGCGCCGAGAAGUUAUCGUCCGAAAUAUGAACGGGGAAUUUUGCACCGACAAAGACUGUUCUCGGAUUAGAAGCCGUUUUUAUCAUUUUGUCGGCACUGUGGAUUACCGAGCGUUUUGAUUAUGUGUGCGCCUCGCAUACCCACCCAAAGUGAGCGAAGACCUCCACAGGCUCCAUGCAAAACGAUGCAUGAUGUGCUGAUAUAGCUUCAACGAUGUGAAACGUUAUCACUGCACACAAUUACAUAUUUGUUUUGGGGUACACAUCUUACUCACCACAAAAGUGUGGAUAUUUUCGAAAUACUUACCUGCGGAAGUGGAGAGGAUUCGUUUUUAACAAACUCAACUACUGACAUCAAGGAGAGAAAGAAACGUGGAUUUUACAGUGAAAUUGCAGAACGGAGGUGCUUAUGAAAACCAACCGUAUCGUCAUUUAGCCAUUCUCUCCAAAUCUAUUUGAUGUCACAAGGGGCUGCUGCUGCUGCUGCUGCGUCGCCAUGACGACCGAGGACUGUCCCGUGCCACUGGGUGUGUCCCAGUCGGGGGCGGGGCUCUGCGAGGACUACGGCCCGACGCAGGCAGACGACAUCAUCGAGGAAGUGGGCCCGGCGGACGACGUGAGCAGCGACCUGAGCACCCUGGUGAUGCCCUUCCCGGAGCUGGCACCCGUCGUCUUCUUCUGCCUCAAGCAGACCACGUUCCCACGGAGCUGGUGCAUCCGCAUGGUGUCCAGCCCAUGGUUCGAGCGAAUCAGCAUCAUGGUGAUCCUGCUCAACUGCGUCACCCUCGGAAUGUACCAGCCCUGUGAGAACAUUGACUGCACCUCCGACCGAUGCCAGGUUCUACAGGCGUUUGAUGCCUUCAUCUACAUCUUCUUUGCACUUGAGAUGGUGGUGAAGAUGGUGGCUCUGGGGAUCUUUGGCCGUCGCUGCUACCUUGGCGAUACGUGGAAUCGACUGGACUUUUUCAUCGUUAUGGCAGGGAUGGUUGAAUACUCCCUGGAUCUCCAGAACAUUAAUUUCUCCGCCAUCAGAACAGUGCGAGUUCUAAGACCACUCAAAGCCAUCAACCGAGUUCCCAGCAUGCGUAUCCUGGUGAACCUGCUGCUGGACACUCUGCCCAUGCUGGGGAACGUGCUGCUGCUCUGCUUCUUCGUCUUCUUCAUCUUCGGCAUCAUCGGCGUGCAGCUCUGGGCCGGACUACUGCGCAACCGCUGCUACCCAGAAGAGAACUUCACCCUCAACUCAGGGAUCACCCUCCCGGCGCCGUACUACCAGCCUGAGGAGGACGACGAGCGCCCAUUCAUCUGCUCGCUGGCGCAGGACAACGGCAUCGUGUCGUGCCGGGACGUGCCAACGCGGCGUGAGGGCGGCCGCGAGUGCUGCCUGGACAAGGAGGACGUGCUGCACCGGCAGGCGCUGGGCCUGGGCCCCGAGCCGCUGGUCAACAGCAGCGUCGGCAUCAUGGGCCUGUGCGUCAACUGGAACCAGUACUACACGCGCUGCCACACGGGCUACAGCAACCCGCACAAGGGCGCCAUCAACUUCGACAACAUCGGCUAUGCCUGGAUCGUCAUCUUCCAGGUGAUCACACUGGAGGGCUGGGUGGAGAUAAUGUACUACGUCAUGGAUGCCCACUCCUUCUACAACUUCAUCUAUUUCAUCUUCCUUAUCAUUAUCGGCUCCUUCUUCAUGAUCAACCUGUGCCUGGUGGUCAUCGCCACGCAAUUCUCCGAGACCAAGCAGCGCGAGCACCAGCUGAUGCAGGAGCAGCGUGCCCAGUGCCUGUCGUCCAGCACGCUGGCCUCGCUGACCGAGCCGGGCGACUGCUAUGAGGAGCUCUUCCAGCUGGUGUGCCACAUGCUGCGCAAGGCCCGCCGGCGCUCUGCCGCCCUGUACUACACGCUCCGCGGCCGGCCACCUCCACCCGGCGGGGGGAGAGGAGGCAGGGCAGGCAGGGGUGGUGGUGGAGGGGGCAGUGCCAAUGGAGGGGAGAAGCACCACGGGCAUUCAGGCCAUGUGUCUCACUGUCUGCAUCAGAGCAAGCUGGAGCACAGCUCCCAGGCUCUGGACAACGCCAUCUCCCUCUCUGUCACCUCCAACCCCGAGGACUGCCCCCAGUGCUCCGCCGCACUGUCACUCAGGGAAGGGGAGGGAGCCAUGGGCGACUCGGCCAAUGGGGAGGACGAGGAGGGGGCACUGGAGGAGACGGACAGGGAGGAGAACCACUUAGACGAGAGGAAGGAGGACGACACAAGGCCCAAGCGGCGGGCCAAGAGGAGGUCCUGCCUGGGCUUCUGCAAGCACGUGUGGGACGAGAUGCGGGUCAGGCUGUGGAGUAUAGUGGAGAGCAAGUACUUCAACAGGGGGAUCAUGAUCGCCAUCCUCAUCAACACCAUCAGCAUGGGCAUCGAGCACCACAACCAGCCUGAUGAGCUGACCAAUGUCCUGGAGAUCUGCAACAUAGUCUUCACCAGCAUGUUUACCUUGGAGAUGAUUCUGAAGCUGACUGCUUUUGGGUUCUUUGAAUACCUGCGUAACCCGUACAACAUCUUUGAUGGCAUCAUUGUCAUAAUUAGUGUGUGUGAGAUCAUCGGUCAGGCGGACGGUGGUCUGUCUGUGCUGCGGACCUUCCGUCUGCUGCGUGUGAUCAAGUUGGUGCGCUUCAUGCCCGCCCUGCGCAGACAGUUGGUGGUGCUCAUGAAGACCAUGGACAACGUGGCCACCUUCUGCAUGCUGCUCAUGCUGUUCAUCUUCAUCUUCAGUAUCCUGGGUAUGCACAUCUUCGGCUGUAAGUUCAGUCUGAAGACGGAGGCCGGGGACACGGUCCCCGACAGGAAGAACUUCGACUCCCUGCUCUGGGCCAUAGUGACCGUGUUUCAGAUCCUGACCCAGGAGGACUGGAACAUGGUGCUGUACAACGGCAUGGCCUCCACAUCUCCGCUGGCCGCCCUCUACUUCGUGGCACUCAUGACCUUCGGCAACUACGUGCUCUUCAACCUGCUGGUGGCCAUCCUGGUGGAGGGCUUCCAGGCCGAGGGAGAUGCCAAUCGCUCCUACUCCGACGACGACCGAUCCUCCUGCAAUUUCGACGAGACUGACAAACAGAAGGAUCCCCUCCAGCUUUCAGAUCCAAAAAUCUGCACCCUCACUCCAAACGGGCAUCUGGACCUGGCGCCGUCCCCGGCCACUGUGGGGCUGUUCCCGGCCGAGCAGCUCACCUUUGCCCUGGGCCCCCGCAAGAGCAGCGUCAGCUCACUGGGUCGGACCGGCCUGGAACAAAGGCCGCUGUGUCCAGGACGCGGCUCUCUGUACCACACCUGGGGCCGGCCCCUGCCCCAGACGUUGUGGCACCGCCGCUCCAGCUGGAACAGCCUGGGCCGCCCCACCCGGGCGCUCGGGGUGGGUCUUGGCGGCGGUGGAGGUGGUGGUGGUGGGGGAGGGGGCAGCCUACGGCUUCGCGGCCCCCCUCAGUCCUACCUGGCCGAGCAGGAGUCCCUGCUGUCGCCUCCGCCCCUCCACCUGCCCCCGCACCUCCUCUCCCGGCACCUCUACCCACGCCGCGAGCGCCGCGCCUACUCCCUGGAGCUGCCCGAGCUGCUGCAGGUGCCCCCGGGGCUGACCGGAGGGCCGCUGCUGCCCCUGCCCCCGCUGCACGCUCGCGUGCCGCGCAAGAAGAGCUUCUCGGAGGGCGUGGCCAUCGAGCACCAGGACUGCAAUGGCAAGACGCCGCUGUCGGCCCAGCAAAGGCUUCUCACAGAAGUCUAUCCCCAGGUCAACACGCGCAAGGACAGGGAGGACCUCGAUGACGAGCUGGACUAUAGUUUGUGUUUCCGGAUCCAGAAGAUGAUCGAGGUGUACCGGCCCGAGUGGUGUGAGGCUCGGGAGGACUGGUCCAUCUACCUCUUCUCCCCCCGGAACAGGUUCAGGCAGAUGUGUCAGUCCAUCAUAGCGCACAAGCUGUUUGACUAUGUGGUUCUGGCCUUCAUCUUCUCAAACUGCAUCACGGUGGCCCUGGAGAGACCAAAGAUUCUCCAGGGCAGUCUGGAGCGGGUGUUCCUCACCAUAUCCAAUUACAUCUUCACCGCCAUCUUUGUAGGGGAGAUGACACUCAAGGUGGUGUCAAUGGGGCUGUAUCUGGGCGAGCAGGCCUACCUCCGUAGCAGCUGGAACGUUCUAGAUGGCUUCUUGGUCUUUGUAUCGCUCAUCGACAUUGUGGUUUCCAUGGCGGGCGGGGCCAAGAUUCUAGGUGUGCUGCGGGUACUCCGGCUCCUCCGGACACUGCGCCCCCUUAGGGUUAUCAGUCGAGCUCCGGGCCUGAAGCUGGUGGUCGAGACGCUGAUCACUUCUCUGAAGCCCAUUGGAAACAUUGUGCUGAUCUGCUGCGCUUUUUUCAUCAUCUUCGGCAUCCUCGGAGUCCAGCUUUUCAAAGGGAAGUUUUUUCACUGCCUGGGUCCAGAUGUCAAAAACAUCACCAACAAGUCCGACUGUCUCCUGGCCAAUUACAAAUGGGUCCAUCACAAGUACAACUUUGACAACCUUGGGCAGGCUCUGAUGUCCCUGUUCGUCCUGGCCUCUAAAGAUGGCUGGGUCAACAUCAUGUACCAUGGCCUGGACGCUGUGGGUGUGGACCAGCAGCCUGUGACCAACAACAACCCGUGGAUGCUGCUCUACUUCAUCUCGUUCCUGCUCAUCGUCAGCUUCUUCGUGCUCAACAUGUUCGUGGGCGUGGUGGUGGAGAACUUCCACAAGUGCCGCCAGCACCAGGAGGUGGAGGAGGCCAAGAGGAGGGAGGAGAAGAGGCUCCGCCGCAUGGAGAAGAAGAGACGGAAGGCUCAGAAGUUGCCCUAUUACUCCAGCUACAGCCCUGUGCGUCUGAUGAUCCACAACCUGUGCACCAGCCACUACCUGGACCUCUUCAUCACCUUCAUCAUCUGCGUGAACGUGGUCACCAUGUCCCUGGAGCACUACAGCCAGCCUCACUCCCUGGAGAUAACACUGAAGUACUGCAAUUAUUUUUUCACCACAACCUUUGUGCUGGAGGCUGUUCUGAAGCUCAUCGCCUUCGGAGUCCACCGCUUCUUCAAAGACAGGUGGAACCAGUUGGACCUGGCCAUCGUGCUGCUGUCGGUGAUGGGCAUCAUACUGGAGGAGAUCGAGAUCAGCGCCGCGCUGCCCAUCAACCCCACCAUCAUCCGCAUCAUGAGGGUGCUACGCAUAGCACGCGUGCUAAAGCUGUUGAAGAUGGCUACUGGGAUGAGAGCUCUUUUGGACACCGUGGUGCAAGCACUACCACAGGUGGGGAACCUGGGCCUCCUCUUCAUGCUCCUCUUCUUCAUCUAUGCCGCUCUGGGAGUGGAGCUCUUUGGAGAACUGGUCUGUAAUGAGGAGUAUCGCUGUGAGGGGAUGAGCCGACACGCCACCUUUGAGAACUUUGGAAUGGCUUUCCUCACCCUCUUCCAGGUUUCCACUGGGGACAACUGGAACGGCAUCAUGAAGGACACUCUGCGCGAGUGCCCGCCAGGCACGGAGUACACGUGCAACCCCAGCCUGCAGUUCAUCUCGCCCAUGUACUUUGUGAGCUUCGUGCUGACGGCGCAGUUCGUGCUCAUCAACGUGGUGGUGGCCGUGCUCAUGAAGCACCUGGACGACUCCAACAAGGAGGCGGCUGAGGAAGCCGAGAUGGACGCCGAGAUCGAGCUGGAGAUGGCACAGGCCACCCUCUGCUGCAUGGGUGGCGCACCCGGAGUGGCCGGGGGCAACAAGGGCCGGACUGACCAGUGCGGACUACCGGGGCCCAGCACCGGUCCCCACACCCAUUCAGCCACCCCACACGCCAGCCCCCGCGAGCCCCGCGGUGACCCGCACCGGAUCUACUCACCUGCCCAGGAGAACCUGUGGUUGGACAGUGUGUCUCUGCUGAUCAAAGACUCCUUCGAGGGUGAGAUGCUGAUGAUUGACAACCUCUCGGGGUCCGUCUUCCACCACUACUCCUCCCCUCCCGUCUGCAAAGACUGCAAGACUCACCCACAAGAGGAGAUCCGAAUGGCCGAGUUGGAGCAGGCUUCCUUGAGGUCCGAGCAGCUCUCGGACAAGUCCUCAUCGCCGGCGCUGCCCGACAACCUCAGCCUGGACGAGCAGAGCGUCUUUCAGCUGCUGGUCCAGGACAGCAAGGAUGAGGAGGACAUCCACAGCUCCGAGGAGACAGAGGCCCAUCAGGAGGGUUGGGACACGGCCUCAGACCCACGACACUCCCACGGCCACUGCUCUCUGAUGGAGGUGGGGGAGGCGCGGCCGGAGGACAAGGCCCAGAAUCAGCUGCAGCAGUCCAGCCUCUCCCUGCCGGAGCACAGCCCUGGUGGGGCCAAGAGCAGCAGUAGCAGCACCAGAGAGGGCGGGCGUGUCUGUGAGGGGAGAGGUGCUGGGUGCGGAGGCUCAUCGCCCAGUCCCUUCCAGCUCCCAGCCGAGUUCUUCCACCCGGCUUCGGCAGCCAUCCCAGCACCGCCCAGGGCCCGGUAUGGACACCGGUCCAAGCGGCUGAGGAUGACCUCUCCCGCGUCCUGGGCCUCGCUGCGAUCUCCAGGAGCCAACAGCAGGAUGCUCUGCACCCAGUACCCCUCUCACAGUGACUCUUCUCUGGCCACGGGGAGCUCCGAGGGCAGUCUCCAGACCACCAUGGAGGAAGGCCUGAGCUUCAGCGUGUCGCCGCCUCAGGAUCUAGAUCUUCCCCUGCCCUCACACUCCCCCUCCUCGCGCGACUGCGGAGACGCCGGCAGCCCGCACCGCAGAGACACCCUGACGCCCCACACCACCGCCACCUCCGUCACGUUCAGCCUCCAGGCCACCAGGGGUCAUCAGAGGAGCCAGAGCAGCUGCGGGGGCAGCACCAGCCCCGGUUGCCACCGGGAGGAUUCAAUGGACCCCUCCGACGAGGACCUGGGCAUCGUGAUUGGCGGUUGCAGCAACAGCGAACAGUUGUCUGAGACACUGAGCAGCCUCUCGCUCACUUCCCUUCUCUGCUCCAGCUCACUGCUGCCCCCAGUGGUGAAGAAGAGCAACAGCACGGGGAGCCUGGACCAGGGCAAUCUCUCCGGCAGGGGGAAGGACGCUCGGCCCCAGGUUUACACAAGCAACCCCUGGUCAGACCAGAGGAUAGGCAGGGUGGAGGUGGAGGGCGAACAGUCAGACAUGACAGAACUGGAGGGGAAGAGUACAAGCCAAAUAACAGUAGUGGCCUCCAACAAAAACAGAUGAAACCUCCCAUUUUGGCUCCUUCUCAAGGUCCGCCACUAGCCCUGUUUGUCUGUUUGGCAGGGUGUGGUAUGACACAGGAUGUUCCAUAUUAAAAAAACAACAACAACAACAAAAUUUCUCUUGCUCUCCCUCUCUCUCUAUCUCUCUGUCUUCUCAUUUGUUAACCCAUACCUCUUUUGUACUUUCCUGGAUAGCAGCUCCAGCUCAGUCAAGGGGGUUACAGGUGAUGCUGUGUAGCAGUUGAGACCGGAGAGGCUCUGGGCCUGCCCUGAUCAGGGGACUGGAGGGGAAAAGGGUCCCGCUUGAGUACCCAGAGAAUGGAGGACAAAAGACCAGCCUUUCUCAAAGCAGAGAGAGAGAACGCCUGGAGCCACAACUUUGCAAAGGGUGGAUGCCAGAGAGAUCACUGCGAUCACGGUUUCAAUCUCUUACAUAGACUGCACGUGGCAAGCGUGAAAUCAUUGGAGGAGAUUUGAUAUGUAUGCAAAGGGGGCUACUCUUUAUGAACAGACAGGCUUUUGGUGAAGGACUGGAGUGUUUUGUUUUGUCAGAGGGAUGCUUCUGUUUUCACAUUCAGAAGUGAGGGCCGUUGUUUGGAUUGUGAUCGCAUUUUGGGAUGUGCAGUAAUGAUGAAUGUGAGCAGACAGUUAAGGUAGCAAUUAUGCCACACUAUAGGUGGUUUUCGAUUUAGAUUUAAAUGUCCAAAUAGCUUAAAUUGUCUUUAUUCUAGAAGCAAGAGGAUGUUGUCCGGCUUGGGCUUUCUCAUCAGCAGGACCCUGACAGGAAGUGGUUGACUCCCAGGGAAGAAUUGCAAAGAAUCACCACCAAGGAAGAACUGCUUUGGAAGUAAAAGAGGGGCAGUGUGUCUGAGAGGCAUCGAGCAUGCUCAUCUCCCAGGAGGAUUAGGAGACAACUCUAGCGAUGCAUCCAUUGGAAAAUGACUUGACGGCAUGAUGGUAGCUCUCUUUUCAAAAGAGCAAGUUGCGUUUUUUGUCUCCCUGUUUUCAAACAGAAAAUCAACAUGAACGAAAUGUUAAGAAGCCAGUAAGAUGACAGAGUGAUUUUUAUUUGGAUAUUUUUUAUAGAGAUCUAAAGGCAAAGGAAAGAAAGGUCUAGUGUUGUCGUCACCACAUUCUUACCCCUUUCCCUGUUUGGUUCCUCCAUUUGACUUGAACUUAUUUUCUGCAAGUGGCUUCCAGUUUUAUAAAUUUUGGGGGGAUUUUGGGAACUUUUUAUACAGUGGGGGGAGACGAACAACCAAGCAAAAAAAAAAAAUGAAGAAAGUAAAAUGCGCUGAAGAUAAUUGUCCCUUCGCACAUGUUGGACUGCCGUUUCUCCCAGCAUUUAUAGUCAAUGCAGAAGAGAAUUCCUGGAGGAUAGUUUUUUCAGCACAAGUGGGCAUUUGUAUUCCAUUGACACCAUUCAAAGAGCUUGAAACCUUUCUUGCUGUUAUAUGCUGAAACUAAGAUUUAGAAAAUGCUGGUGAUUUUGAAAGCUUUAAUUUGAGUGUCAUAUGCCAUAGCAAGGUUUAUUAGAUUUGCAACAAAACAAAUUAUCACUACUUCAUUGUUUUAGCAUGAUUAUUGGAUUGCAAAAGAUGUGUCUUUUACUUGUCCUCCUACAUUAUGCACUCAUUCCUCUUUGAAAAAGAUCAGUAUCUAUCUUAGAUUGAUCUCAGUCACAGUAUUCAUGUACAAACUGAGCAUCUUUUAAACCUAUAGGUAUGACACUCAAAACACUCAAGUUGACUUUUUUUUUUAUCUUAGACUAGUGUAGCAUUAUAGUAUACCUGGUGUGCUCCUUUAUAAGAUUCAGGUGAUCAAAAGACUUAGGGUUGACCUAUUGAUGAACUUUGUCGUCAGUCAGUAGUGAUCGUCUUUAUAAUGUGGGGAUAACAUUGAGUGGUUAAUGUGUAUCAACCGUCUUGUGUUAUAGAUCCAAGAAAUAUUUCAAAAGGUUAAUCCUAUAAGCACCAUUAUCAAGGGUAUUGCUUGUCAUGGUAUCAGUGGCGUGAUGGAUUGCAUAGGGUUUUGGCAGAUCAAAAAGUUCAAAAAGACACAACAAUGAAGGGCUUUAUCACAUUCCAAGAUUCUUGGAGUUCAAAAGACAAACUCUAUUGUCAGUAUAAAAGACGUUAUCAGUAAGUCUGAUUUCAAAGCAAUAAAGGAUACGAUUUGAGUGUGCCCUGGAUGACAAGUAUGAUGUCACAGUUCACUUGAUAUAAAUAGACUAGCAUUGGUAAGAGAAUAUCCGAUUUCUACAAGAGUAAAAACUUGUGGUGUAGGUCUCCUAUCUUUGUCCAAUAAGGGACAGCUUAGCUCUAGCUUCUAUCUUUCUCCAAAUGAUGGACCAACCCAAACCUCUCUUAAAAACAAACCUUUCUAAAUGCCAACCAUUUUAAGGCUGAGCUACCUUUUUCCUUCAUAGAUGAACUAUUGAGGUCACUUAGAACUCAGGGCCAUGGUAAAAACCACUAACAAGCCCCGCGACUGGUGGCAGUACGCUACACUGGUUGUAACUCGGUCUUCAGGGCUCAGAUGGAUCAAUCCCAUUCAGUAGAUAUUAGCUUAUGAGUGGAAACAUAUUACCCCCCAAACCCCAUUGCAUUUGACAGUUAUGAAGCCCCUAAGGCAGAAAUUCACGGACCAUUAUCUUAAUUUGCAAGCGCCUGAACGUUUUAGAGCUGCAUGUGUCCUAGAGUAUGACAAUGUCUGAUAUAAGCAAUCAUAGAGUGACUAAUAUCACGACUGAUACACUAUCACCUUUAUGAUGUCUUUAUGUCGGCUUGAUGACACUGGACUUAGGGGCAAAGUGCUUAAUGAACUUGUGCUCUAAUUGUGCUGGAUAUGUGUACAUAACUUUGUAUAUUGAACUGCAUGUGUGCUAUGCUACCAAUGACAAUGAUACCUACAUGCAUUUUAGAGCGUAUGAAGGGUAGAUAGAAAUUUCUAGCAGUUUUUCUUUUUCUUUUUUUUUAAAUAGCAACAACAAAAAAAUCUCAAUGUGAGACUGAAAGUCAAGGUUGAUUGUUUUUCCCUGUUCCUGAUUAAUCUACAUUUCACAUAUGAUGAGGAAGACUUCCCUCCCCAAAUCUUUGUCUCAGCUUAGAGGGAGCCAUAGUCAGCCAAGCAGCUGUGGUGAGUCAUCAGCAAGUUCAGCAUCUCAAGCAAGGGUCAGACAGGUUAGCCUAACUGCAUCCAAUUAGAGGAGGCUCUGAAAGGCUUCCUGGAAAGAGACACAUGAUGAUAAUGACCCAAUAAUCUGGCUUCAGAAAAGAAAAAGGAGACAUAUGAAGAAGACACAGAAGCACAGAGGAGGGGAGAGAUGUUGAAAGUCAUCUGUCAGGUCAGUGUAGCUCAGGCUUAACAUGGAGGCAGGAGUGUCUGGCUGGAAUCUGGUUGUUUGUUUGUCCUUCUCCCACAAAGCCACUUCUUCCCUCUGGGUGUCCAUCCCAAAGAUGAACUCACUUGAUGAACAGGGUGUCCUAACAAUGUCUUGGGUGAAUACAAACCUGUAUGAGUGGGUGUGGGGAGACAAGGGGCUCUAUUUUGAUGAUCAGAAAUGCGGCGCAAAGCCCAACGCAAAGCUUAUUCUUACCUUACUGUACACCCAGUCAAUGGAGGAUUGUGCGCCAUGCGCUUCACUUUUAUUAAGCCUUGGGGUGUGGCAGAAGGUCUGGUCUGGCACAUGAUUCAGUCAUUCGAACAUUAAAAAUUGAAAACGUAGCCUGAAAAAAGCAAAGUUGCUUUUUUCAGGCUACGCUUUCAAUUUUGAACCCCUUGUCAAUCAAUAGUGAAAGUAAAUAACGGUGAAAAACCGGUUUGCCUCUGAGACCACGGUGAUGACAGUUUCACUUUGCCUUUGAGUUCAAAUAAUAGGCAAGUGCAGAAUGCAUGUAGUCACAAACAGGUUUCAGUAAAGCAAGGUUUAGUGGAAUCUCUGUGUUCUAUACCCACUGGCCACUGACUGGCAAAAUACAGAUGCGCUGUUUGAAGUUGCGCUGCUUGUUGUUAAAGGGAAUGACAGAUUUCACUCUCAUUGGUUGAAAGGAUGUUAUGGCCAAAACACCCAUGACUGAUUAAGAAACAGAAGAACAACUUUUUUUAACAAUGCGCCUGACGUUUGAUAACGCCACUGAGCAUGCGUUUUAGAUCGUCAAAAUAGGGCCCAAGGAGUCUUUACUGUAGCACACCAAGAUCACAAGCAGCAGAAUAAUUGUUACAGACCUUUUCUGGUCAGUGUAGAAUGCACUUGGAGGGGUGUGUGGCACAGCAUAAACUCACCGUCGGAAGCCAAUAUUCACUCAAAUUUGACGAUCCACAUGCCGAUUUUCAGGUGUAUUGGCCUUUUCCCCCUCCCCUGUAACGACUUGUCAAGAUAACACUCCAAUUAAAUGUUAUGAACAAUUGUUAUUCAGCGUGUCAGCGGGACUUGCGUCAUCCCAUCAUUUCCUGACUACUGGCUCUCCAAUUCUUCCUCCGCCCACUCGUGCGAUGCGAGGAAAAGUCUUCACCGAGGUGAGGGCGCCUUUAUCUUCACCUCUUCCUUAGGAGCCUGCACCUGGACUGGUGAUUGCUGUCUAAUGGGGUUCACCACAGAGGUCAUCACCGAUAUGAGCUUCAACCCCGUUUGAUUUCCCAGGAGAGAGCUUUGACAUCCAGGCAGACUAGCAGACAGUUAAUUACCUGUGUUCGGGCCACAACAUUGUAGUUCACCGGUAUUCCGAGCAUUCAAAUAAAACAGAUUGGUUUGGAACAUUUGUUUGAUGAUUAGACACAUUGUCGGGCAGAUGGAACGAUGACCCUGGAUAGCUGGGGAGGUCAAUUCAUUUAUUGUCACGUUUCAUCUGUGGGUCUGAGAGUUCAGCACAAAGCCUAAUUUUUAAUUAUGUGAGCGAGAGCGACACAUAUUUUCAUUAUUAUUGGGGUAUAAAAACGACGCAGUCUUUUACCUCCAACGUUUACAAUCCUAACCUGUCCUGUCUGCUUCACCCAACUCCACUCCCCCCUACUGCUCACCCUUUCACUUCCUUUUGGCAGUCGCUAAAUCAAACCUGUGGGCCAAGGCCACACCAUUCACAUAAAAGUAGUUGCUGCAUAGACAGUGACUGUGCACCACCUUGCAAGCACACAUAGACACACACAGGAAAGCAUCCCAUCCCAGCAUGGAGGUAAAAAACACCUCUGUCAUCCAGCAAAGGCUGGGCGAUUUCAUCUCCUGUCAUACAUAUAAAAAGAGAGGAGGGGGAUACGUGGAAAAGUACAAAAAGCUCCUCAAGCAACGGGUAAUAAAUAAAAAAGGGGAGUAUAAUCAGACCACGGCUGUCAGGUUGAGGCAGUGGAAAGAGCAGAGGUAUCAGGGCUGUGUGCCACUGGCCACCUGCACCUUUGAACAUUGAUGAAUGUGUGUGUGUGUGUGUGAGAGAGAGAGAGAUAAAGAUGUGGAUGGACUGGAUAUUUCACAGUCCUCUGCAUUAGUGCAGUUCAGAGCUCUUUGAUGUCCACACUUCCGGCACCUGUUUUUGAAUAGACUAAUUGGACAGAGGUGUCCCUUUCUGAAGCUCUGCAGAUUGUGUGUGUAUGUAUGUGUGUGUGGUGUAGUGUACAGAUGUGCAUGUAUGUAUAUGUUGUGUGUGCAAUGAAUAUAUCGUCCAAGUAGAUUUUUGAAGAAUCAGUAAUACAGAAUAGAGAGCAGUUAUUUAAUCUCAUGAUGGACCAGUUCUGCCAUAGCUCAUAGGGACUUCUCAAUUUCUGUACCCUUCAACCACAACAACAGUCUGUGAUAAAAACAGGGACCAUUGGCCACAGAAGACAAUACUCUAGACAAAGGAAAAUAUUCUGUGUUGUUGUCAGUGCAUGGAGAUAACUUUUUGAGAGCGGCAUAGAAACUGUUUCUGUGAAAAUCUGGAUUCCAUUCUACAGACAAAGCGAGUCAUAACAGAUUAAUCUAGCAUGUUGAGAAAGCUGAAAGCUCUCGCAUUGUGCCAGACAGACUGGAAUGAAAAGACUAAACCAAACCUAAUGACAUUUCAAAGAUUCACCGCAUACUGUAUUAUGCCACAACAUCCAAACAGCAACUGUAGCCUUGCUUUGUUGACAGUGCACACCACCAGACACCAGCCUGUGCGUUCUGAUGGCUGAGUUUUACGAUAUUGUUGCCAAGGCCUUGGUUUCCUCUGCAGGCAUUGUCGUCACGGCUCAUCUGCCUUAACUCCGACCCCGCAGUUGGCACACAUCCGGCCUUAGCAGCUGCACCUUUGAUAUUAAGGGUGCAGCCCCGUGUGCUACAGAAUUACUGCAGAGAGGCCUGCAAAGUCACAACAGGGCAAUUUAAACGGCUGCUAAAUUAGAGCGUUCACAUGUGAUCAGGAUGAACUGAGCAUUGGGUGGGGGAGAGGGUUCGGCGGUGUUUUAAGUGAUUAUAAGUGUGAGAGAGCAAGAAAGAGGCCUGCUAAAACCUGCUAAGUUCUUUCAAGGACACAAGCAUAUAUUUGUAAUUAGAAACAAUCCGCAAGGCAGUGCAAUUUGGAGGUAGGUUAUAGUAUAGCCUACGCAGCCACCUUGAUGAGUGGGGCAUUACGCAUCAUCCCUGUCUGCAUUAGUGAUGUCUGAUCUGGACCCCGAAGUGUCAUUCUGUCACGUUCUGUUUGGAGACCAUAAUGGGUGUUUAUUGGAAUCCUUAUCUUCCGGAAUGCAGCUGCCAUCUCUUGUUUAUGUGCGUUCUUUUGAAUGUCAGCCUUAGCGACUCCAGAGCCCUGUUGUUGAAGUAUUAAAGCACUGAAACCGAUCAUAAAGCAUUUUGUUUCAGCACUGCCGAGAGAGUAUUCUGUGUUUAUCAAAAGCGCUGGCCUAUUUUUUUUUUUUUUUUUAUAAAUAAAAAAAUAGAGGAAAAACACUGGCACUAGCCUGAACCUUGAGGGAUUGAGACGAAGUGCGGUACUUCAAAGCCAUUCAUUUUUAACACACUCGCAAUCGUUGGAAUAUAUUUUAGUUCAAAACGGGGCUACCAAAAUAUGCAUGAGGUCUUUUUUUCAUAUGUUAGCCUCUAAUCUUGAUGUUCAUCAGCAGGGCCAUAUCUACUGUCUGAUAUCUGUCAGCAGACUAGUUAUCCUAUAAAAGAGGUUUCAGAAACCCAAGGCACACUUCUUUUACGUCAUCUACAUGGACCCAACCAGUGGCAGUUGCCCCAUCCUAUAAAACCUCUAGGCCCUCAUGUUCCCAUGAAUGGUAUGGCUCCUACAGAUCUUACUCUUGGACAGUGCUUUUGCAUGUUGUUGUUGUUUUUGUGUACAAGUUUUUUUAUAUAUGUAUCUUAAGUGCCAUGCCAACAUCAUUUUCCAUUUUCUUAGCAACUGCAUGAGAGGUCCCUCAGAACACCAUUAUGCACAAGUGCAUGCUGACUGUUGCAUUAUAUAUACCACACAUUAUAUUUACAGCACAUGGCAGGCACAGCCACAUCAGUGUGUUUCUUUUGUUCUCGACAUGAGAGAGAAAAAACAAUCAGCUUCAGCAGUAAUUUGCCAUGAAAUGAAGAGCAGUUUAUUGUUCUCCAGACUGUCAAAGCAGGGCUGGAAAAAAGAGCAGCAAAUUGGCUAGUUAUUCUAGAGAGAAAUGAUCUUCAGAAGAAAUUAACUGUGUGUGCAUCGGCUUAUUGGUGAUAAAUAAUGCACAAGGAACACUGAUGGAAGCUUGUGGUGGCUGGGCAAGGGCGGUCCGUGUGUUGAUUCUUUAAUCUUGGUGAUCCUCGAGGGUGAUGGAGGGACACAGAAUCAAGAGAAUGGAUGAAGAGUCACUGAGGACAUAUUAAAGUCCCUCUUUUCCUCCUCUCCCCAUGUUUCUUACCCUCUCUCUUUCUCUGUCUCUCUCUCGUUCAGCCGCUGUCCGAUUGUCAACGGUCACUGAUUAUAUUAACUCGGCGAGCAUCCCAUCUGUAUUUCAAUUCUAAUGUGAAGUGCUAAUAUUGAAAAGGGAUUACUCAGAGCCCAGCACCAGUGCUGCUUUGUUACCCUUGACAGGGGGUCAUGGGAGAGGUGGGGGGAAAAUAAAGCAUUACCGCCCCUGUGUAUGACAUUCAACGACACAAUUUGCACAGACGUUUACAAGAUAAAAAUCUGGCCGUGGUCGCAAAGCACGUUUUCUCGACUUCAACACAAGGAUGAGGAUAACCAUCAUGCGUUCUCCUGCCUCUUCUCCAGAAUUACCACCCUCCACACCCCCAAGCGUUCUCCAUUUACUUUCAUGUGUUGUUGAUGCCAGCAGACUAUGUUUCUAGAACAUUUUGUCCCAGUGUCAUUUCACUACAUGCAGAGGACAGAUUGCAGGUUGACAUCAGGCGAAAGGCUCCCAGUCCCAAAUCAUGGCUUUGGCAUGGCGAUGAACGGAUGUAAGGAGCCCUGGCUGUGUAGUUUUUACUGUGCUCUCCCUGGGGCGGCCUGUCCAUGCAAGCUUUGUGAUGUUUUCUGCGGCUGACACCGAGGGCUUCUCAAAACCUGGGAUCGAUUAUCACACAGCCUGAUUGUGACUGUGGAUUGUGUGACUGCUUGUCUUCAGCAAAUCCUAGCCAGUUUUGCAAGCCUACCAUUACUGGUGAUUGCCAUCUGUGUUGCUGCUCUCACUUGGAUUAUCCUGUCUUUGUUCCUGUGUUGAGGAAGUGAUUGGCGAUUUGGGGGAAGGGCAACAAUAAAUAUGCACACAUGGUAAAACACAUACAUACACACACACACACACACAUACAUACCAAGAUACCAGGAUUCACACAUAAAAGCACAUACGGGGUUUGGAAAAAAGUGCUUUGGUCAGUACAACAUAUGCUGUGGAGCCCCAGGUUACAGGAAGCCUUCUCGGAGCCAAUACCUUUAGCACAGGAUGUCUCUGAUAGGGCUGAGUUUACUCUCCCGCCUGCCUGCUCUCUCUCACACGUGCCUGCAGGGGCAACAAGGCAAGGCAAGGAGAGAGCAGGCACAGACUCAUGCAUGCCUUCCUCAUAAAUAUGAAAAUGCCUCUCGCAGGUCAGGGAGAGGAUGGAGCUCUGCGCUGCCGAGGCUCGUCCCAGUGUUGUGACAGACACGCUCUCUCGCUUGACGUGCCAAAACACACACACGCGCACGUGCGCGCGCACAUAUGCAUACACAUAAAUGAAUACACAGCCACAAGUAGAAUGCACACACAUUUAAUAUACAACCACAAGUGCAUGUCCACACAAUUCCACUAGCCCUUCACACUGUUACACACGCACACAAAUAUAGGCCCCCACACUCAUACUGAAGUGGUUGUGCAUUUGUCUCACCUCAGGAAGCCUUUGAGCUGCGUUCCCCUGCCCUAAGAGCAAUCCCAUCAACUGCCCUCAUGAAAUCGAGCAUCUUAGCCAGCAGGCAUUUUCUUUGGAAACCUGACUAACUCAGGCUGUUAAGCACAUCGGCAGCCCCUCUGUCUGGAGUAGACCCCGCAUGAACCUCAGACACGCUGCUUUGGUCAUUCUACACUUGUGCACUUGUGCUAACCUUUCCUUUACUAUUAGCCAGGAAACACCAUGGUAGAAUGCUAAUAAGUAAAUGGGCCCUAUUUUAUUUGAUAUUUGGAAUAUGGUUGUGUGUCGGGGGGGUAUACAAACCAUCUAUAGCAAAGUACUGGAUGGCUGUGAGCAUCUUUUCUGAAAGCUACACCCCACAAGCCCCCACUGUGCAUGAAUGAAAGGAUAACUGAAUUAGCAUUAGCAGGCUAAAUCCCUCUGAUGUUUGCCUGCUUUGAUGUUUGUAAGGAUGGGCAGGAGGGACGGAAUGGGUGUGGAAGAAGGACAUACUGGUGAUGGGGAGAAGAAAAGAGGAAGAAAGGGUGUGAUAUGAAAAAGACAAAGUAUUUUCAGAUAAAGGAGACUGUAUGACAGCUGAGGGGCAUUUUGAAGCGUAUUAGGCGAUUGACUAAAUGGAUGAUGUGAAUAUUGAUUUAGUGUCAGUUUCAAUUUACCUACCUGAGGUUUAUAUGCAUCUGACCAAUUAAAAAGAAAAAAAAACGUAGACUAUCAUUUUGAAACAAAAAAAGCUAAAUCUAGUAAGAACAAUAAAACUUAAACAAAGAAUGUUGACUAAAGGACACAUUAGGUUGUGGGCUAUGACAUGAAAAUGGGGGCUGUAUAGUUCUGUCAAUCAUCUCCUCUGUUUAAAUGCUAGUAGUGUAAUGUAGAAUCAGGGGUUAAAUUAUAAGAGCAUACCCUUUUAUGGUGAUUAAGUGAUUCCAUAACAUAUGUAGGCCUACACAAAAAGCUCAAGGAUACAGUGAAGGAGAAAUUAAUGCUAUUGCCUCUUCAUUCCAAGCUCUUUGACCAUACAACACCUUUAAAUACACCUGCCUCUGUGUAUAGAUGAGUCAAUAAAAUUGUUAGGAGAUAUUUUUGGUGUAGGCUAACCGAGAUAUAAAUGAAUGUCCAAAACUAAGACAAGAAAAGAAGCAAACAAAAAAGAACAAAUGUCUCUGCUGUUGAACUCUUUUGAUCUCGUAAUGAUGUUCAUGACCAGACUUUUUUAAAACUACCAUUACUUAUACUGAUCCAACAUUUGCAAUCUACUUUAUGGAGAGAGCACACUUAUGCUGUGAUAUGUCUUGAUCUCACAUUGUCUAGUGUCCUUAAUAGUGCUAUUAAGGAAAACUGUCAUAUCCCACUUCUCUGAGGGUGGAAUCUUAAGAAAAG